This is a messenger RNA of Pseudophryne corroboree (corroboree frog), 3380 nucleotides long. Its product is annotated as ankyrin repeat and SOCS box protein 8-like. The record is from RefSeq and is a predicted model, not a curated record. The transcript has a single exon. NCBI's taxonomy places the organism in Eukaryota, Metazoa, Chordata, Amphibia, Anura, Myobatrachidae. Gene Ontology annotation, molecular function: protein binding. Bases 268 to 1155 code for a protein of 295 amino acids.
GACACCGUCCAAAGAAGCCAAGAUGACGGGUGCUGUGAUGCAGUGAGCAACAGGCAGGAAGGAAGGAAGGAGCAAGGGGUGGCACAGCUGUCAGGAUUUCUUCUAAACAGAUAAACAUCGGAACACCAUCAACUCAUUAUUAUUCGAUGGUGGCAAACAUCAGAAAGCCACCAUCAAAUGGUAAAAACACUACCAUCACAAGAAAACACAUUAGAGUUAGAUGUCCAUCCCUACUGCGGGGCCUGUGAUUGGUGAAAGACCUGCAACAUGUUCCAGAGACGGUUCCGCAGCCGCCUACGGCAUCUCGCCACGAUGUUGUACGUGCACACAAAGUGCUCCCUCUCAGAGAGGUUGAUGAGAGCAAUUUCUGGCAUCGAUCCUCUGCCCGGAGACACUGUGGCGUCUCUUAUCCGCAAGGGAGCUAACGUAAACCGUCCUGGCUACUCCCAGAUGCCGCUACACAGCGCCUGCGUGGAGUGUAACGCAGACUACGUGGAGCUGCUGCUGAGAAGCGGAGCUUGUGUACACUCUCUAGACGUGUAUCAGCGCACGGCCCUGCACUGUGCAGCAGAGAAGGAUGAGACCUGUGUUAAGAUUCUCCUGGAGUACAGCGCUGACCCCAAUGCCCCAGACGGGAAUCAGGACACUCCCUUACACUGGGCUGCUUUUAAAAAUAAGGUGGACUGUGUACAGGCGCUACUGGAAGGUGGCGCUAAGGUGAAUGCCAGAGACCAUAACCUGGACACCCCGCUGAGCUUAGCUGCUAUGAAAGGCAACCUGGAGUCUGUGCGGUCGCUUCUGGAAUACGGGGCACUGCCAGACACUAUGAACCGCAAAGGUUACUCCCCAGCAGGGCAACUAGUAACUCUUCUGGGUCGUGGCCUGGCAGGGGAGAGGGAAGAGGAAUGCCUUGCACUGCUGCACAGAGCUUGUGUGAAGAUCCGGUUUAGAAGAGAGGGUGGGUUGCCUCACGAUGCUGCUCGCGUUUCCCAUCUGUGGCAGCGCCUUGCCAAACUCAUGUCUGACCCCGGUACCUUGAAAGCUUUGGCAAGAAGAGUGGUGAGGGGCAGCCUUGGUGAAUGUCUGUUGUCUCGGGUGGUGCCUGAGCUGCCUAUUCCAAAAACUAUACAGGGCUAUGUUCUACUUGUAGAAUAAGUACAUUGGAUUGUCAUCGAACAUACCUGAUAGUUGGUGAAUCCAGUGACUGGACAUUGGUGCUUCAUUCCUGACAGAUGGCUGUCCGCCUCCGCAGUUUGUGAGAUGCCUUAAGGAGGCAACCUGCAGCCUGGUAUGGCCACCUGGAUGACCACAGAGAAGGGAACCCAGUCUAAAAUGAAUGAAGUAACAUUGGGGCAGAUGUAUUAAGCCUGACAAAGUGGAAGGUGAUAACGCACCGGCCAAUCAGCUCCUGACAAGUUACAGGCUGGGUUUGAAAAAUGACAGGAGCUGACUGGUUGGAGUGUUAUCACUGAUAAAGCUGAUUAUUUACCUUAGAACACAAGCUAUUUACUAAUAUCGUGAAGCCGUAAUGGCCGCUGUCCCUCGUGCACAUGCUACGCACUUCGUACGCUAUUUGCGUACAAAGACCUCGCACGUGGUACGCAAGUUACGUACACACGCUGUGCUGUGAGUACGGGAUACACACAGCGAGCGUACACACAGAUAAUAACCUUUUAAACCUUACACAGAGUAUGCUUAUACUGUAAUUCUUAGUGUUGAGAUACUACAAUGAUAUAACACUGUUUAACCUUGGUCUGUAAGCUAGCUGUUUGAGCGAUUGAGACGCUCCGAUUACCCUCAGCAAUGUAAUAAACACACAAUACCUUGCUAAGGUUCCAACACCUUUACUAACAAUAUUUAGCUAAGUAAAAGAGAAAAAAAACCGUUAACAGUUCAUACACUACAGGCUAACAUAAAUAUCUAACAGAAUAACUAGACAGAAAUAUACACAACAGCGAACGAUCGCAAACACAAAUACAUAGACUAAGAAUGAAUGGCUAACAUUAAACGGGUAACAAAGUGGCCACAGAGAAACAUACCAUACGGGGAACACUCGCUAGCGCAACCGGAUCCAGUCCUCCAAUUAUCAGAGAUAAAUGUUGAUGAGAGAGAGUACUGGCCGGUCUGGGGACAGUGACCCUUAUAUACACAACAUACAGUGUACUACAAAGGGCCCUACAAUCUUAUUGUUCAUUGGACACAGGAAUGUCUCCUCGCAUCAUAACAAAAGGCCAUAGGUUAGUUUGAACAGGUGGGCUGUGACUAUAUCAAACUGCUCAGGUGGGAGGGAAUCUCAGAAUUCCCGCCGCAUGGAUAAUGAACCGCAAAUAUAGUAAAUGUCCAGAAACUACUAAUAGACAUAACUAUACGCAGGAGCGAUUAAUCUUUACCUAACCAGCACCGGAUUGUUUCUAAUAAAAUGUUCUUUAGUUAGGUACCAAACACCACUGCUCAAACCCUGUCUGACCCUUCGUAUCAUGCAAAGAGGAAUCCCUCUGUCCAGCGACCAGUUACAAUAAACAAACUUACAGUUAUUAUUAAGGGGAACAUUACCUAUAAAACAUACUAUUUGGAUUUACUAUGUAACAUUUGAGUCGCCCGCUAGACGCACACAAACCCUACCGUAAAUGCACAUACCACGCGCUCGAGCGCAUGGCCGAGGAAGCGCCAUCACGCAGCUGCGAGUAUCCGCACGCACGGGAGAGAAUGUGCACGUGCAGCGGCACGCGCAUGGGGUGGAUAUAUGGCAACGUGUAGCAUGAUAUUUUUCCGACUUUGACAGUUCACCCUUUGGCAGUCAUCAAUAACUGCCACUUCCUAAAACAGUUCAAAAAAGAAAAAUAUAUGUCAUCAUGUAAAUACCAUUUUAUGAUUGGGUGAAGGGAGGAGAGGAGAAGGUGGGAAAAAGGUAUGACCUAGUGAGAUAGUAGAAGCAUGUGUGUAUGAAUCCAUGUUUGAGGGGUCAUGUAUCAUCGCGCCGUACGUGUUUUAAAUCAAGCUUCGAGGUAUUGCGAAGUAUACAUUUGAAUCCUUCUUAUCCCUUAUCAGGGAUCUGUGGUUGGGCUGUCAAACUCUACCGAGCUCUUUUCGGCUUUUGGUUGCAACAAAUGGGGAGCACAUUUAGUUGAUGAUACAUGAAGGGGGGGGACAUGUGAAUGCUGAUAUAUGUGUCUAUAUUCCCUGUCGACUAUGUGUGUCAUUACCUGGAGGUUGUAGAGAUGAAGAUAAGAAACAAUCGUUAUAAAUGCAGUCGUAAACUAUGUGAGUUUAAAUAAACAGUCGCUGAUUGAGGUCUUGUCUGAUGUCUUGUCUUGAUGUACAUGUUGUCUGAUGUCUCUCGGUGCUUUUGCUAUAAAUAUCGAGCAAAAGUUGUUCCAUUG